AUGGGCACAAUUCAAUCAAAAAUUAAUAGUAAAACCAAUCGAAAUACUAAUAAUAAAACUUUUACGAAUAAUAAUUAUAGAGAAUUAUUUUUUGACAAAAAUAAUUUGGGCACGGUUGAUGAAAUCAUACAUUUGGGUCAUUGUGUACUUAGAGAAGUGUGGGGUGGAAAUUUCUCUUCUCCGAUAAAGCCGUUAUUAACGAGUGGUGCCAAAGUGUUGGACGUGGGAUGUGGUUCUGGAACGUGGAUAUGUGAGAUGUCGUCGGAUUAUCCAACCUCUCGCUACAUAGGAAUAGACACUCUUCCUUUAUUCCCGACAACGAAACCAUUUAAUGUUCAAUUUAUACAUCACGAUUUCCUUAGUGGCCUUCCUUUCCCUGAUGCGACGUUUGAUUUUAUACAUAUUCGUUUCAUGAUAUUUGACCUAAGUCAAACACAAUGGGAACAAUUUAUGUAUUCUGAAUUAGUGAGAGUUUGCAAAGUUGGUGGAUGGAUUGAAAUAUCUGAUCCAGAAUUAAAUCUCCGUCAUGAAGGUCCUAUUACCGAACGCAUAAAUAACUUAUUCCGAAAGAAAUUGCAAUCACGUGGAGUCAAUCCGGAAAUAACAUCAUUACACGCUCAUCAUCUACCUUCAACUCCGAACAUUUCUUCCGACAUUUAUCAUGAACACCGAGAAAUUACAAUUAGUUCAAGGUUAUCCGAUGAUAAAUUAACUCAAUCAUUUACAACUUUUAUGUUGGAAUCUUAUAGAUUAAUAUUAAAUUCCAUAGGUCAUGAAUUAAAACUAAUCUUAAAUAAUAGUAAUCAUUAG
This is a messenger RNA of Funneliformis geosporum, 810 nucleotides long. The record is from the annotation of a GenBank genome assembly. Lineage: Eukaryota; Fungi; Glomeromycota; Glomeromycetes; Glomerales; Glomeraceae.